Molecule: messenger RNA, 1307 nt
Organism: Vicia villosa (hairy vetch)
Lineage: Eukaryota; Viridiplantae; Streptophyta; Magnoliopsida; Fabales; Fabaceae
Exons: 1
Coding region: 61-930 (289 amino acids)
Source: RefSeq, a predicted model, not a curated record
CCUAACAAUUUGAUUCUCUCAACAGCCAUAACUCAUUGUCUGUUCUAUUUCAUACACACUAUGGCUUCUCUUGUAAACCAACUCUCUUUCUUCUUCUUAUUCUUUUUCUUACUUCUCCUCUCACCACAAAUUCAAGCAAGACAAAACAAGUUCUUUAGCUUCUUCUCUCAUUUCAAAACUACCAACAAUGUCAAUGAUCCUCAAUUACCUCAAUCUCCAUCACCAGCACCGGCACCAGCACAAGAGCCUGCAGCAGCACCGGCACCGGCACCAGCACAAGCGCCAGCAGCAGCACCGGAAAUUGGAACAACUACUAUACCAUCAGGACCGGCACCGGAACCCGAAUUUUUAGUCGAAACCGGAAACGGUUAUGGUCUAUAUGGAAUUGAUUCUAGUCAAUAUUCUUCAACCAAACAAACUCCAAAAACCAUAACAGAUUUUGAAAAUGAGCUUCUUAAUGAAGAUUUCAAUGAUAAUAAGAGUUACAAAACAGGUUAUCCUCAAACCAAUCUCCAUAACAACAAUGAAGUGUACACAAAAAGCUACAACAGUGAAGAGUACAAGAACAACUACAACAAUGAAGAGUACAAGAACAACUACAACAGUGAAGAUCAGUACAAGAACAAUUACAACAGUGAAUACAAGAACAAUUACAACAACAACAACAACAAUAACAAUAAUUAUGGUAAUGGUUAUGAGAGGAAAGGAGAAUUUGGAAUGAGUGAUACAAGGUUCAUGGAGAAUGGAAAGUAUCAUUACAAUGUAAAUAGUGAAAAUGGGAAUUAUAAUAACCUUAAUGGUUAUGAAUCAGAGAGAGGAAAUACUGAAAAUGAAGGUUUCUAUGAAAAAAAUCAGCAUCCAAAUGAGUUUGAGACUAUGGAAGAGUAUGAGAAGCAACAAGAAGCACAAGGGUACACAUACACACCAUGAUGAGUGUUUUUUCUAUAUAUAUUAUAUUUGGUGAAAACAUGGGAAAGAAAAUACAAAGUAAUGAGAUAAUUGUGAUGCUUUAUUUUUAGGUUUUGUGCAUCCAUGAUCUUGCUCAGUUUCAUGUUUUGCAGUGUGAGGUUCUUCUAUCUUGUUAAGGAAAUUAUUUAACAUUUUGUGUUAUUAAUGUAAGAAUCAGAAAGUACAAACAUUAUGUCAUCCAAAGUUUUAUGACAUUAAGUUAAUGAUUUAUGAGUUUUGUCUGUUAUUAUUAGUAGCAAGAACAAUCAUGAACACUUGUAACUUGUAAGUUACAUUUGUGUAAAAGGCAUGGAACUAGUGGCACUCAUUAUUGUAGUUAAAAUAUAUUUUUGUCUCAA